AUGGACCGCGUCGUCUGUGCGAGUAUGGGUGGCUGCGUGCGUCCACUUGCGUCCUGUGUCCUGGUGCUCGGGUGGGCCGACGCGCGCUGGAGGGGCCAACUGUUCAUGCUGUCGUCGUCAGAUCCGGCUGGCUCGGCCGGCGCACCUUGGGGCGCUGCCCGCGCCGCGGGGCAUCCCCGCCAUGUUGUAUGCACACGUCCUGUAUUGGGCUUUGGAAAAAGCGGCAGCCUUGGUGGACUCCAAAAAUUGGUGUCCAGCGUGCAUGAUUCAUCGGACUCGAAAAUGACACGAGUCCCUGCCGUGCUCGCGGCCCGCCAGGCGGGCACUCAUCUCCGGGCUCUUGCGUCCGUCGGCCCACCCUCGCUCGAAAGACCGUCGCAGAUGUCCCCUGAUGUCCCCCACCCUCGCCGAAAUUUGGGCGCAUUGAUAAAGCGAUAUUCAGCUCGACGCAAUACUCCUGAUCCAUCUCGCAUCUCCUUCGAGUUCAUCUACUCUCUAUGGGUAGAGGUGCCUGAUGGAACCUACAAACACAUCAGUUCAGCCAAUGGAGCUUGUUCGCAGUGGAAAAUACGGAAGGACUUACCAUUCGAACGAUUGAGGACAGUGAUUUUCGAACACUUGCCGGGUUUGAAUCAGGAUCCGGAACUAGCACAAUUCUUGAAGACUGCCGACGGCGACAAGAGAAUUGUCUGGCGUGGCUGUCCCAGUCACUCCAUGAUAGAAAACGAUUAUCACUGCAUCACAGACAACGAUAGUUUCCGAGAAUUCUUGGAUAGAGAGCAGGCUACCACUCAGAAUUGCAUGGCCUCAGAAUUGCCAAAGAUCCAAUUCCUACUGGUCAAGCCCCUGAGCCCAACCAAUGCAACUCAUGCCAGAUCCCCCAUGACCUUGAAUGAAGCAUCUGGAUCGCGGACGACUGCGGCCCCAGAAGCUACAACAACGCCCGGCGAACGGCCAGCGAGCAGAGCUGGUCAAAAUGCGGCAUCCUCUACAGACCAACCGCGGCCUUCUAAGCGACCGAGACCGAGUGAUCUGGACCCUCGGACAUUCGACCCAGCCGCGCUCGAGAUGGAAGACUUUCUCAAGCUCUGCCACAUCCCGCUCCACGAUGAGCACACGCGCGAGCUCAUCACUAUCCAUCGGCUCCACCAUUGGACGGUCUUCAAUUACCUGUCCGUGUACGACAUGAAAGCCGUCGGCUUCUCCCUCGGCCCCGCUCUCCUCAUCAACGCCGGUGUCGCUCACGUUAAUCGGCAAGUGGCACGCCAACCGGCGACCAGCUAA
Molecule: messenger RNA, 1284 nt
Organism: Puccinia triticina
Lineage: Eukaryota; Fungi; Basidiomycota; Pucciniomycetes; Pucciniales; Pucciniaceae
Exons: 3
Coding region: 1-1284 (427 amino acids)
Source: RefSeq, a predicted model, not a curated record